AUGGGUGCAAAAUGUUGCGCUCCAUCGAGCUCACCGGCUCCCUCACCCGACAACUUCAAGACGUUUCUGGAAAAAGUGUGGUUCGAGACUCGAAAUCUGGAAAAACGAUGGCGCCGACGAGAGAGGGACCAGGAAAAGUUACCUAUCAAUAUAAGGUUUGAAGCUGAUUUUCAAAAAAUUUCAAUCUAUUUUCAUUCCCAAAAUGCCCCUUUUUUCAGAGUAAACGCAUCGGAACGACGAGUCGAAUAUCGGUAUCAGUCUGAAACGCUACUAUAUGAUUUCGAAGAAACCACAAAACGCGAACAGCUAGAGACAUGGCAAAGUAAACGACGGGUCCAAGCACCGACAACCGCAGUAGUGACAAUGGUUCGAAAAACGCAAAGUCUUCAGGAGAAAGCGGAUUUCCAGGAAUUGCUGGGUACGCGAAGGCGGGAGAUUUGA
Caenorhabditis briggsae is the source of this 441-nucleotide messenger RNA. The record is from RefSeq and is a predicted model, not a curated record. The coding region runs from base 1 to 441 and encodes 146 amino acids. Lineage: Eukaryota; Metazoa; Nematoda; Chromadorea; Rhabditida; Rhabditidae. The transcript is spliced from 5 exons.